AGCAACCGCCUCAAGACCACCAAGUACACGGCGCUCUCCUUCCUGCCCAAGAACCUCUUUGAGCAGUUCCACCGCCUGGCCAACGUCUACUUUGUGUUCAUCGCACUCCUCAACUUUGUACCGGCCGUCAAUGCCUUCCAGCCGGAGCUGGCCUUGGCCCCCGUGCUCUUCAUCUUGGCGGUCACUGCCAUCAAGGACCUGUGGGAGGAUUACAGCCGCUACCUCUCCGACAAGGAGAUCAACCACACCGAGUGCCUGGUGUACAGCAGGAAUGAGAAGAAAUAUAUAAGCAGAUACUGGAAAGAAGUGAAAGUUGGAGACUUUGUGCAGCUUCGCUGUAAUGAAAUUAUACCUGCUGACAUACUGCUGCUCUCCUCAAGUGAUCCCGAUGGGCUGUGCCAUAUAGAAACAGCUAACCUGGAUGGUGAAACUAACUUAAAACAAAGACAGGUGGUGAGGAGGUUCUUAGAGCUGGACUCAGAAUUUGACCCCUUGAAGUUCACCAGUGUCAUUGAAUGCGAGAAGCCAAACAAUGACUUAAGUAGGUUUCGAGGUUACAUUAUACAUAAAAGUGGAAAAAAGGAUGGACUGUUCAAAGAAAAUCUUUUGUUACGUGGAUGUACCAUCAGAAAUACAGAAGAGGUUGCAGGAAUAGUAAUCUAUGCAGGGCAUGAGACCAAAGCUUUGUUAAAUAAUAAUGGACCCCGUUACAAACGAAGUAAGCUUGAAAGACAGAUGAAUGCUGAUGUCCUUUGGUGUGUCCUCAUACUUCUAAUCAUGUGUCUGUUCUCUGCCAUUGGUCAUGGCCUAUGGGUAUGGCAAUAUGAUGAAAAGAGGAAACCAAUUUUUGAUGUUCCAGGGCCUGAUGGCAAAUAUUUGUCUCCUGUUUUAGCUUCAAUGUAUUUAUUUCUGACAGUGAUCAUAGUUUUCCAGGUUAUGAUUCCAAUUUCUUUGUAUGUAUCCAUUGAAAUAGUUAAAAUCUGCCAAGUAUACUUUAUUCAUCAAGAUAAAGAUUUAUAUGAUGAAGAAACAGACACUCAGCUGCAGUGCCGAGCUUUAAAUAUCACAGAAGACCUAGGUCAGGUGCAGUUUAUCUUUUCAGACAAGACUGGGACACUUACUGAAAACAAGAUGGUUUUCCGAAGAUGCACUGUUUCUGGAAUAGAGUAUUCCCAUGAUGAUAACGCCAAACGCUUAGCCAUGUACCAAGAACCUGAUUCAGAGGAAGACGAGGCAGCCCCAAAAGGAGGAACUCUGUCACAGCGUGAUAGUAUCUGCAGCCAUCAGAGCAUCAAAGUAAUCCACAGAAGCCAGAGCACCAAAACCCACCGGCGCACAGGUAGCAGAGCUGAAGCAAAAAGAGCAAGCAUACUCUCGAAGCACACUGCAUUCAGCAGCCCAAUGGAAAAGGACAUCACACCUGACCCGAGCUUGUUAGAAAAGGUGAAUGAAUGUGCAAAGCAUCUGGAGGUCAUGAGGAGCCACGAACAGCCAUUAUCCCAUCUGAGUCCAGAACUAUGUGACAUUUUUGACUUCUUUGUCGCUUUGACUAUAUGUAAUACAGUUGUGGUUACUGCACCAAAUCAGCCUCGACAGAAGGUUAGAGAUCGAUUUGAACUAAAAUCUCCAGUAAAAACCAUAGAAGACUUCAUACGAAGAUUCACUCCAAGCCGCUUGACCUCUGGAUCUAACAGCAGCAGUUCAUCUAGUCUCGCUACAAGUAAAUCAAUGCACAGAUUUGGUUUAAGUGUGCUUUCAUCUACAUCUACGGAUAGCACUUUAUUAAAACUGGAAGAGAAGCUGGCGUACUCUGCACAGAUAAAUAACAAUGGCUACAGCUCCCAGCAAGGCCGGACAGCUGUGGGGAGAGGACCUGAGGAAGGAGAACUGCGUUAUGAAGCAGAGAGUCCAGAUGAAGCUGCUCUUGUCUAUGCAGCAAGGGCGUAUAACUGUUCUCUGGUUGGAAGGCUGUCUGACCAGGUAUCAGUGGAGCUACCUCACCUGGGAACUUUAAGCUUUGAAGUAUUACAUACGUUGGGCUUUGAUUCCGUCAGGAAGAGGAUGUCAGUAGUCGUCAGACAUCCUCUCACAGAUGAAAUAAAUGUUUACACUAAAGGAGCAGAUUCAGUUAUUAUGGAUCUUCUUCUACCCUGCUCUUCAGGUACACUCUUACUUACCUUUGUGGGA
Messenger RNA from Antrostomus carolinensis (chuck-will's-widow), 2187 nucleotides. RefSeq names its product ATPase phospholipid transporting 10A (putative) (gene ATP10A). The transcript is spliced from 10 exons. Gene Ontology annotation, cellular component: plasma membrane. The record is from RefSeq and is a predicted model, not a curated record. Gene Ontology annotation, biological process: phospholipid translocation. Gene Ontology annotation, molecular function: ATP binding; ATPase-coupled intramembrane lipid carrier activity; magnesium ion binding. NCBI's taxonomy places the organism in Eukaryota, Metazoa, Chordata, Aves, Caprimulgiformes, Caprimulgidae. The annotation marks the transcript as partial.